Messenger RNA from Bacidia gigantensis, 486 nucleotides. RefSeq lists its product as uncharacterized. Bases 1 to 486 code for a protein of 161 amino acids. The transcript has a single exon. NCBI's taxonomy places the organism in Eukaryota, Fungi, Ascomycota, Lecanoromycetes, Lecanorales, Ramalinaceae. The record is from RefSeq and is a predicted model, not a curated record.
AUGGACAUCACAAUAAACGCCCACGGUGCUUUGAGCAAGCUCUCGACCGAGAUCCGCGCUCUGAUCUACCAAAUAGUCAUAUCACAGGGCUAUAUUCUAUGCAACAGGACAGGCAUCCCGUGGACAUCACGCAAGCGCGCGACCCUAGGCGUACUAACAACGAACAAAGCCAUUCGUGCCGAAGUCAAAGACGUCCUCUACACACACGGCCAGUCUCUAGUGGAGACGAGAUUCAAGACUAUCGCCGCCAAUCCGGACAACUUACAAACAUGUCGUGGCGCCGAGGGGAUCAACACUACGCUGAGCAUCAUCAUAGACGGCACGAAAAGACAUGACAGAGUCAGAAAUCCAUUUCCUGAUUUCAUAGAGCCAGAUCGCAGAUGGAUGGCUUGUAUGCCCAAAGCCAUCGGGCUGUACAAAAACCUGCAGAAUCUGCACAUCGAGCUUGAAACCAUCAAUAGCCAGCCUUUUACGAGACUCGGGUGA